CUUCUUGCUAUUGGGUCUAGCUUCAGAUACAUGUGUUCGUGCUGGUGGAAGGGUUAUCCGUCUGUACGCACAGUAGGAAUGCGGUGGCGUCGCUGUGAGAUCUGGGUUGCAGCGUUGCUCCAGUAGAAUUCGACUGCUUGUUGACUCCUGAACUCACACCACAUACACUCGUUUUUUUCCUUCUUCUUAUUUCGAUGAUGGCGAUAGAAGAGUGCGUCGGCGGAGGUACAGGUGGAGGUACAGGUGGAUGCAGUGGCUGUGACUGCGAGGAAAUAUUGCUCGGCGGCUCAUCGAGAGUGAGUUCACCAUCGCGACGAUAUAUACCAAGGUCACCACCACGGCCACGGCCAUCGGCAUCGUCAUGGCGACGAUCUUUACAGAGCAAGAAGGUCCCUACCACUACAGCAUGGAUUUUCACCCUCAUUACGCUCACCCUCGCGCUCCUCCUCUCCCCCGCCGCCGCAGCAGAAGUAGUAACCUUCCGCAACUGCACGUACACUGGCAAACUCCUCCCAGCAUCCAAAGCGGUGACCUUCGCCGACCUGACCAGCACAACCGGUAGCAUAUCAUGGGGGGCCUCGCUCGACACAAAGUCUAUGACAACAGACGACUACGUGCUCUCCCUCGGCGAGAACCGCGCGCCGACGAUCCUGAACGUGUAUUUCGACGCCGCACAUCUCGAAGGCGGGCUGAACGAGCCACUGAACUGCCAGAUCGCGGCGGCGAAGGCCGCCGGCGCUAUCCUGAUGCUCACCAUCGAGCCGUGGGACGGGCUGCACAAGAUCGACAGCGUGGUGACCACGUACCUGGCCCGGCUCUGCCGCGACAUCAACGAUGCCGGCGUCGGCGUCUUUGUGCGCUUCGCACACGAGAUGAACGGCGACUGGUAUCCGUGGGGCGCGCGGCCGGGCGAGUACAGAGACACCUACCGCGCCGUCGCCGCGGCGGUCAAGGCCGCCGCGGAGAACACGGCUAUGGUGUGGGCGCCGAAUACGGGUGUGGGAUACCCGUACGACGGCGCGGGGAAGUAUCUUCCCACCGAUACCGAGGGCAGCAGGUUCAAGCAGAUGGAUACCAACCGCGAUGGCGUCCUUGACGAGCACGAUGAUCCGUUCGGUCCGUACUAUCCCGGCGACGACGUGGUGGACUGGAUCGGCAUCUCGCUGUACAGCAAGCGCGAUAACCGAGAGUCCGACGACAGGGCGAAUAAAAUGGAUAAGCGCGGCCCGCUGAAUAUGUACAUCAACAACCCCGGCACCAAGUUCAACAUCUACGAGAUCUACGCGAAGGGGAAAAACAAGCCGUUCAUGAUCGCCGAGACAGCGUCCGCGUACUACCCCGACUUCCCCGAAGGCGACGGCGAGGUCGAGGUCAAGCGCCAGUGGUGGCGCCAGUUCUGGAGCCCGGAAACACUGAAAGACUACCCGCUGCUCAAAGCAACCGUCUGGUUCGAAUUCUCCAAAACCGCGGACACGGGCGAAGUGCGCGACUACACGAUCACGCGGAAGCAGGCGGUGCUGAACGCAUUCCUGGAAGACGCCGGGGCCACCAACGCGAUCAACUUUCUGGACCGCGUGAAGCAGGACCUGUCGGGCGGCACGGGCGGGUGCGCGUGCACACAGCCGGGCGACCUCGAUGGUGAUGGGAAGCCAGAUAAGAAGAAGGGCGUCGCCGCGGGGGUCAUGGUUGAUCGCCGAUUGCUGUUGCUGGGAAUGAGCGGUGUGAUGGCGGUGGUUGGGGGUGGGUUUUAGGGAGUGUGAAGUAGGUAGGUAGGCAUGGCGCACACGAGGUAUAUGUGUGGGAAUUCGGCAUUUGCGUAAGUGCUUGGUUUUACAUAUAAUUUGGGCCUACUUUACCUGUAUUCUCGGCGGUCUCUGGGUGCGCAUUUGGAUAGGACGCACUGGGUUAGUUUAAUGGUAAUGGUACUUCUACUCUCUACUCGGG
Molecule: messenger RNA, 1944 nt
Organism: Tricharina praecox
Lineage: Eukaryota; Fungi; Ascomycota; Pezizomycetes; Pezizales; Pyronemataceae
Product: glycoside hydrolase superfamily
Exons: 3
Coding region: 195-1751 (518 amino acids)
Biological process (GO): substituted mannan metabolic process
Molecular function (GO): mannan endo-1,4-beta-mannosidase activity
Source: RefSeq, a predicted model, not a curated record